Molecule: messenger RNA, 5639 nt
Organism: Protopterus annectens (West African lungfish)
Lineage: Eukaryota; Metazoa; Chordata; Ceratodontiformes; Protopteridae
Gene: CTDSPL2
Product: CTD small phosphatase like 2
Molecular function (GO): phosphoprotein phosphatase activity
Source: RefSeq, a predicted model, not a curated record
CGAUAUACAUCUGAGUUGCGAACGUCCCGCCUCCUGAAGAGCAAGCAGACUGGCGGCUGUGGCGGAACUUGGAAGCGGUAGUAGGAGGAGGCGCGGUAGUGGGUGCUGUUCCAGGUAAAAUGGUGUCGGCCACGUCUGCAGUUUUAUACAAAGAAACCAGUGUGACCCCAGAAUAAACUUUACAUGUGGUGCACUUAAAACAUGAGGCUGAGAACACGAAGGGCUUCUCAGCAUUUAAGUCCUAUUCAUGGAGAAAAUGCUUCACGGACAAAGCGUAAAUACUCAGAAACUGAAGACAACAUACUGACAGAUGGUGAAGAUAAAACUCAAAGUAAUGACACGGGCAUUUUUGCUUCUAUUAGGAAACUGAUAAGAGGAAGCCCACCAAAGGAUGAACAAGAAAAUCCUUCAAAGAAGUGUCGCACCGAACAUGACUUAGAUAGUAACCUGAUAUCUUCAACUCCAGGAACUAUCGACAAGUCUAACAAGCAGAUUUCAAGAAUUAGGCGGAAAAGUCAAGUCAAUGGAGAAGCUGCAACAUUUACACCAAACAACAGGCAUAUUAAACAAAAUGGAAAACUAGACAGUAGCUCUGCUUCUGCCAGCCCCCCAAGGACUACAUUUCUGGGGACCAUAUUUUCUCCUGUGUUCAGCUUUUUCUCGUCUACAAAUAAAAAUGGGACAUCUGGUACAGAUUCCCCUGGAGAGGCUGUUGAAGCAGAGGAGAUAGUAAAACAGCUUGACAUGGAUCAGGUAGAUGAGAUCACAACUCAUACUGCAGCAUCAGCUAAUGGAACAGUAGCAUACUCCAGCCAAGUAGUUCAGGUGCGAUCUUCUGUCAAUAACUGUUCAGAAGAUAUUGAUGAACCCACCAAUCGAGAUGUACCACCACUGACAGCACCAUCUCCGUAUAGUGGUUACUCUUCGGCUCAUGUAGAGGCUAACUAUGAAGAAGACUGGGAGGUGUUUGAUCCUUAUUACUUCAUCAAGCACAUUCCAGCACUAACUGAGGAGCAAUUGAACAGGAAACCAGCUCUUCCACUGAAAACAAGAAGCACACCCGAAUUCUCACUAGUCUUGGAUUUAGAUGAAACAUUAGUACACUGUAGUCUGAGUGAAUUAGAAGAUGCUGCCCUAACCUUUCCAGUGCUUUUCCAAGAUGUCAUUUACCAGAUCAUUCUUUUCACUGCUUCUAAGAAAGUAUAUGCAGACAAACUGCUGAAUAUUCUAGACCCCAAAAAACAGUUGGUCAGGCACAGACUUUUCCGUGAACAUUGUGUUUGCGUACAAGGGAACUAUAUUAAAGACUUAAAUAUCCUUGGAAGAGACCUUUCAAAAACUGUCAUAAUUGAUAAUUCACCGCAGGCCUUCGCUUAUCAGCUUUCAAAUGGAAUUCCUAUAGAGAGCUGGUUUGUGGAUAAAAAUGACAACGAACUUUUAAAGUUGAUUCCUUUCCUUGAACAACUGGUAGAGCUGAAUGAGGAUGUUCGGCCACAUAUCCAAGAGAGAUUCCGUUUGCAUGAUUUGCUUCCCCCAGAUUGAAGUCUUUGUUUUGUUUUUUUUCCUGAAUCUCUCUCUCUCUUUUUUUGUUAUAUUUUGUAAAACGGAAGGGGAGAAAAUACAAGACCCAUCUGGAUUAAAAUAAAAACUUUGCCAUUAAUUUUAAAUUCAUGGGGUUAGGCUUACAGGACUACUGGCUGAAAGGCUAAAAAGUUUUAUUUCCAUAUUAUUUUGCCCCCUGUGUCAUUUUCGGGUUUGUAACAGUUUAGUAACACCAAUGAAAAAUUACUUUCAGCACACUGAGACAGCAUGGAGGUCAGGCUUCUUGAUGUACAUCUCAUAGUAUUUAAAUUUUAAAUGUGAUCUCCUUUUAAAAGUGGCAUGACAGAAGAAAACAUUUAGUCUGUGUUCCAUACGGGUGUGGAAUAUGGUUUAAAUAUUAAGUUCUCUUUUAUGCCUUUGCUAAAACAUAUAUGCAUUUAAAUCUUAACUGACUUAGAUGCAGUGCAAAACUUUUUUUCUGAAUGACCAGUGGUCAUUUUUUAUUGAUGUUAUGCUUUAUCGUACAUACCUAGCUGCAGUUUUGUUUUUGUUAUAUACCUGAAAAAUCCAUAAGGGGCAGAAACCGUGUGGAAAUUAGACCAGGUCUUUUGCCUGAUAAUACCACAAGACACUUUUGACAUUUCAUUGAAUUUUACAGUUUAACAGCACCGGGAAAUGUGCUGUAAUACUUUUUUUUUUUUUUUCUCUUUUGUACAUUAUUGCCAUUGCUGUUGAAAUUUGCAUUUUUACCCCAUCUUUCAUUUUUUUUCCUUUUUAAAACCUGAUUGGUUAAUCAAGGUUGCAAACAAACACUUCAGCUGUCUUCACAGAGGGACAUUUUUCUGGGUAGAAAGGAAAGGAUUAAGUUGCAGGCUUUAGAAAUUGUGCAACUCCAGCAGGAAAUUUCUGCGUGAGAUCAAACGUUAAAGAAUUCUGUUUCUGUCACCAGCAGCUUAACCUGUAUUUUCACAGGAUUUCAUAAAACAGAGAUGAAAAUGGACUUGUAUUUUUCCUCUGUUUUGGUGCUUCAAGUAGGUCUAAAGCCUCUUUGUUAGUUAAUAAUCUCAUUUCAACAGGAAUGGCCAGUAAAAGUUGAGUUUUAUAUUUUCCUGUUCUAGAUUAUAAACUUUAUACAUUUUAACUUAGACUAGAAUUUCAUAAAGCAUUCCUUUUAGUUGAUACGCUUCAUAUCUACUUUGGAUAUAGCCAAAUUGUAUUAGAUUCUGUGUUUGGAUGGCCAUUCUCCUGCUUCGUCUGCCUGCAAACUGUAUAUUUGUUUAAAGAAUUCUGUAGAUUUAGUAAGUGUAUUUUUCCCUUAGAGUACCAUCAUUUAUAUUUUUUCUAUUGAAAAUACUCCACUGUUGAAAUACACUUUGAUAAUCAAGGCAUCUAUGGAAUAGAAUGUGGGCUCUCGGUAUAUUUUUUUUGAGUUCCAUGGCUAGUUAACAGGAAAGUUCUGGUAAAAUGCCCGAGUCUCUGAAAUUGCUCAAGGCAUAAAAGUGCUGUACUGUUAAGAUGGAGAGUUAUACCAGUCCAGCAUUUUUAUUGCACUUUUUAAUAAAAAUAUUGUAAGUGUGAAACAUGCCGUAUGAUCAUGGUAGACAUAUUAAUAUGAAAUAGCUCUCCUUUUACUUUUUGCUGUAUUAAAUGAAACCAGUACCAGCAUUCCAGAGAGCCCUGUGAAUGUUUCAUGAGGAUUUAAACCAUUAUGAUAGCUCCAUUACACCUACAGGAACAGUAGCUCUAUUACACCUACAGGAACAGUAGUUAUAAAUUUCCUAAUGAAUAAGCAGAGUUGCUUUGCAAAACAGUGCAUUUUAUUUUAAAAUGUUAGACUGACUUUACCAUCUCCCUAGAAUGUGGUACACACAAAAAGUUUAGCAGAAAAUGAUUACAUUAAAGAACUUCCUUAAUGCAGGUCAACAACUGACAUUAUUACAAAUGUAGAGGUUGAUGAUGCAGUCCUUGAAUGAAAAAUUAUUUCCUGGAAAAAAUUCAGUUCAGUCUUUUGUGGAAGGUUGAGAGAAUUUUUGUUAUUUCUGUGAUGAGUAACAAUGGUGUUAAAUGUUUACGUUGUGCUAGCAAAUUGUAGAACAAAACAAUAUUGAGUAUUGGUUAUUCCAGCUGUAGUAUAUUUACUACAGUGCUGGUCAGUCGGUUUGAAAUCUUAUGCGUUGUAUAAGUUGACUAAUACGAGGAUAUUUUAGUACCUUGCAGGAUGCUUAAAGGAUAAUCUAAGCCACCUUUGAGAGUGAUGGAACUCCUCCAGAUUGACCUUGUUUAGGAAUGCAGUUUCAGUAAUGAGCGGUACCACAGAGUAGCCUAAAUGUGACUUUUGCUUAAAAUCUAUUUAGUAACUUUUCAGUGUCCAAACUUUCCCUUACAUUCAGAAAUUUGAGUAUUCAUUAUUAUGGUGCAGUAUUUUAGGGUAAACAAAAAUAUGAGAUGGUAGGUGAUUCUUUUAAGUGUGGUCUGAGCUACCAGUGAGGAAGAGCAAGGCUUAGGAAACUGAGACAUUUUCUGGCAAAGUUGCUGCUGGCAUAUCUUCACAAGUUGCUGUUGUCACCUGAGUAGUCAAGUGCACUAGCUAAUGCAGUUAGUUUUCUGAGCGACUUUUUCACAACAUUUGGGCUGUAUUUGCAAAACCUUUUGGGCAGUCAAGUUCCAUCUCAGAAGCCGUCACAGACUGAAAGAUCCUCCUCUGCGAACAUUGUAUUUAGAAUUACACCUUUGCUGUUGGUAUUUUAUUUGGCUUGGUGAACUGGAAGUCUUCUUAGCAAAAGAUCCUUUCUUCAGAAGCAAUCUUGAAGAACACUCACUGGUUAAAGUGACUUGCUCAGGGUCAUGCAGUUUGGAGGUGGAGGCAGAGGGGGGGGACCCAAAACUAUAGGAUUAAAUUCAUUAACAGCUUAUAGCCUAAACCCUCUGUGCUAAUCUGCUAGUGUUGCAGCAUUUUUCAGUUUUCACUUAUGCAGAUGCAGAGAUUACCUGCAAAGCCAGCUACAGGUCGCCAGAGAGGGUGUCAAGAUUGCAUUUGUGAUUUAAAUUUUUACUUGGGCUGCGUCUUGAACCUGCCUUCUUGGUUGCCUUUUUGGUACUGCAGUGUUAACUUUUGCAGUUGUAUCAUUGUUUUAGGUUACAUUUUUUAUGUAUGCUGUUACACUUUUUAAGCUUUUACAAAUGUGAAAAUUUAAAUUGUUUCCCAACACUCGAUAUCCAGAUGUCUGUUUGCUGACUUAUGAUGUGCUGCACAAUCACCUAAGCAAUUCAAGUAAUAUGCCAUCAUAAUGGUUUAAAUACACUACUGAAUGUAGUCUGUAAAGCCUUGAUUCAAGUGCAGUUCUAAGAGGCUGGCCUUUUUGGGGUCGUGUCACUGCCUACCCAUUACUAUAUUUAAUAAUGCAGCUGUGUUAUUUAUUUUGGCCUCUUGACUGCAUUUAAACACCUCACUCUCUCCGAUUGCUUUAUGUGUGGGAUGUUGUGGAAUGGCACUUUUUCUAAAGACGAAUUUGAUAUUUUGUAUGCUUGUUAAGAAAGUACAGUAUUGGAAAUUAAAAAAAUGGACUACAAUAAAUGGAAAAUGUCAGCUAAUUUUUUGUAUAUUACCAGUUUACUUGUACAAUUUUUUUGUACAAAUUACAUGCAGCUUCAUUUUAAACAGAGUCCUUAAAAUAAGGAAAAUCUUUUUAAAAGAAAAUUAAUUUUUGUAUUUUUUUAUUUUGAAAGGCAUGAGUCAUGUCUUCUUUUUUCAAUGUAUUAAUGAAGAUUUUAACUUUUCAUCAGGUUGAGUGUUUUUCUUACUAUAUUACUGUUGUAUAUGUAGUCACAGAACUGUUAAAAAUAUCUAGCAUGUAGAAGCAAGCUUGUUUUGUGUAAAGAUUCCUUAUUCAUUAAACAGUUUUAAUCAUGGCAGAUAUUCUGCGGACACUGAAAACAUUUGCAGUUCAGAAUACUGAUUUUUGUAUUUAAAGAGACGUAUUUUGCUUGCAGGAAAAUCAUUUUAAUGAAAACUGAAUUGUAUUUAUCUUUAGGGCAUACCAGCAUUUUAUGCUGUUUUGUCUGGUCUUUAUUGAAAUAAAAUGUAAAUAUUAUCAUUA